Megachile rotundata (alfalfa leafcutting bee) is the source of this 1691-nucleotide messenger RNA. Its product is annotated as multiple inositol polyphosphate phosphatase 1. Gene Ontology annotation, molecular function: acid phosphatase activity; inositol phosphate phosphatase activity. NCBI's taxonomy places the organism in Eukaryota, Metazoa, Arthropoda, Insecta, Hymenoptera, Megachilidae. The record is from RefSeq and is a predicted model, not a curated record.
UAAAUGAUUAAACGUUCGUAUACGUUGAAUCAGUUGGUCGACGUCCACACAACUAUCGUUCUCUUAUCUUAUUAUCGUUUCAAUUGCAGCUCCGUAGAUGUCAACGUGAUUGCAGAAAUGGAUAUAAAAAUUUUAACGAUAUUAAUUACCGUGGUCUGUCUGAAGAAUCAAUUAGUUACAUGCGAUGACGAAGCCAAUUGCUGUUACUCGGAUGACGAGCAUCCCUAUUUACUCUUUGAUACAAAAACUGCUUAUCACUUCUCACAUGGUUUUAUCAAGAACACCACUGUACCAAAUUGCACACCGAAGCAAAUAUGGCUGCUGAUCAGACACGGAACUCGCAACCCAAGUGGUGAAGAGAUAAAAAGCAUGAAGCGCAAUUUACCAAGGCUGCAGGACAGCAUCCUCGAAAACGAAAGUGAUCUAUGCGCGAAAGAUUUGGAGAACCUAAGAGCAUGGACGUACGAUAAAACCUUGAAGCACCGAAAGAAAUACCUGACGGAGCAAGGCGAAGAAGAUUUAAGAUCCCUCGCCGCGAGAUUCAAGAAUUACUUUCCACAACUGUUGCAUCUCGAUUCGGCUGAUGCUUUAGCGAACAAGUAUAAAUUCAGAUCAACGGACACUCAGCGGACUGUACUGAGCAUGGAGAGAUUCAUCGAAGGUCUGUUUGGCAAUGUUACCUUGAACAGCACGGAAGUGGUGCCCACUUCGGAGGACACGCUACUGAAGGCGUACAAAACGUGUAAAGCUUGGAAAAAUGAAACGAAGAAUUCUGCAAGCAACGCCGAAAUGGAGGCAUUUGAGAACAGCCAGAGAUACGAUAAACUUAUCAAUGAUAUUAGUAAACGAUUGGGAUUUCAACAUAAUCUGACUCUAGACGAAGUCAUGGACAUGUACACUGCAUGCGUCUUUGAGAAAGCAUGGCACGUGGACAAAGUGUCUCCUUGGUGUGCCGUUUUCACAGAAGAAGAAUUAAAAGUGAUCGAGUAUAAAAGUGAUUUGUAUUACUAUUACCAUACUGGUUAUGGACAAAAAAUGAGUAGUAGAAUUGGAUGUCCACCUUUGCAAGACAUGUUCAAUCGCUUCUCGAAACUGGAGAACGGGGAAUCGGACGAGCCGCAGGGUGUUUUCUACUUCAGCCACAGUUCGUCGGUGCAGUUGCUUUUGACGGCCAUGAAAAUUGCCGAAGAUUCGAUACCAUUGAAAGCUUCGAAUUACGAAACCAUGGAAAACAGAAAGUGGAGCACAUCUCGUUUGGUACCUUUUGCAGCGAACCUCGCAGCUGUUUUUUACAAAUGCGAUUCCUCGAACAAAGUGAGACUGUAUUUGAACGAAGUACCUGUGGAUUACGAAGGCUGUGAGAAAGGUGUUUGCGAAUGGGAUUAUCUGAAGGAGAAAUUAGGGCCGAACGCCUUUAACUGCAACAUAGAUUUCUGCAAUAAAUGAUCUUAAAUAUGAAUUUCUAUUUUGAAAUUUGCUAGGUACCAAGUUUGUACGUUUUUAAGUUUUUAAGGUUAUCGUUCUUAAAUCCUUAAAUUUUCAAAUUCUAAAGUUACCAAGUUAAGAAAUCCAUUAGACUUUAAGCUUCCAAUGUUUCAAAUCUUUAAUUUCCACAUAUGCACAUUUCCAUAUCCCCAUAUUCACAUAAGUCUACAUCCACACGUCCAUAAAUCACUAAUAAUAACUUCUAC